CUCGCCCCCGCCCAUCUCCAUGGUGACGCGGACGCGCUUUACGGCGGGACACGCAGGAGCGGCUCGGCGUCGGGCCCAUGGAGGAGCUGGGCUGGAGCACGGACGCCGGCGGGGCGGUGUAUCGCUCCCGGGACCCCGUGCGGAACCUGCGCAUCCGGGUUCACAUCCAGCGGGUCACUUCCACCAGCCUCCUCCUGCAGCAGCUCCAGCAGCCCGCCGGCCAGCAGGGGAAGGAGCUCAUCAGCUUGGCCACCUUCAGUUCCCACCCAGCAGCAAGUGGCUAUUGUCCUGAUGAUGAAGAGGAGGCAGUAAUUGGUUGGCAAGAAAAACUCUUCAGCCAGUUUGAGGUGGAUCUGUACCAACAUGAGUCAGCCUGUCAGACCCCCUUGGAUAGGCAGUACCACCAGGAGAUCUUGAAGCUGGAGAAGUCAGGAGGCCGGAAGAAUAACCGCAUCUUCACCUACACAGACCAUGACCGAUUCACCAACCUGAAGGAGCACUGUCAGAAAGUGACCAGCUCAGAGCAGGAGGUGCCAUCAUUCCUGGCAGAGAGGAUGGCCAAUUUAAGGAGAAGGCAGGACCGCAGGCCAACGGAAGGAAGUGUUCUGAAGUCCCGCGUCAUCACCUGGAAGCCCUCAGAAGAAUUUAUUAAGAAUAACCAUGUCAUCAACACCCCUGUUCAGACCAUGUAUAUCAUGGGAGACUUGGGACCAUGUGGGAUUGGGAAGCAUUGGCAGGGCCCUCUAGGGAAGCACAGUGAUCAAUCAGCUAUUGCUGAGCUGCUUCUCACCAUUCUGCCUGUGUUCUCUCUGUCACAGACUCUCCCUGGUGCACUGCGGCUGUUUGUGAAUGGAGAGAUAGUUUCAGCCCAGGGCUACGGGUAUGACCAUCUCUAUGUUCAUUUCUUCCUGGAGCUGCCCAGCCGUUGGUCGAGCCCAGCAUUCCAGCAGCUCUCUGGGGUGACACAGGUCUGCGUCACCAAGAUCCUGGGCAAGGACAAUGUGGCAUACUUCUCCUACCCCUUUACUCUGGAGAUGUUUUUCACCCAAGAGGAUGAGUCAGAAGGCUCUCUCCCACAGUGGCCUGUGAUCUAUUUUGAGGUUCUCUCGCUGGAUUCUUGGCAGAGAUAUCGUGUUGAAGGUUAUGGCUCUGUGGUGCUGCCAGCAGCUCCAGGGUUCCACACCCUGACAGCCCCCACCUGGCGACCCAUUGAGCUGGGGACGGUCGCUGAGCUGAGGAGGUUUUUCAUUGGUGGAUCCCCUGAACUGGAGGACAUGACCUACGUCAGGAUGCCAGGAAUCUUCAAGGGAGAGUGCCUGAGCCGCUUUGGCUUCCGCACAGAGACAACAGGAAGCGUCACGUUCCGGCUCCACUGCCUGCAGCAGUCUAAAGCCUUCCUGGAGUCCAGUGCCCUGAGGAAGCGCAUGCAGAGUGUGCUGGACCGGCUCGGGGGCUUCAGCCAGCAGAGCUCCCUCUACAACGUCCUGGAGUGCACGCGAGCGCUGCAGCAGGGAAGGGCCCGUGGGCACCCUAACAGGCACUGCUACCGGAAGGUUCUAUCUUCAUGCCGCACAAGUUCCAAGAAUGUGAAUAUGUCAAGUCCACCUCAAAGGACACCAGUUACAAAGGCAUUCCAGAGGGCACGGCGCCGGAUGCAGGAAGCACGCGAGAGCCUCCCCCAGGACCUGAUCAGCACCUCUGCCUCCACCGUGUAGCAGCCAUGAGCACUGAGCUCCCAGCACCUCCACUGGCACCAGGCCUGGCUGGGUGCAGCAGUAGGGUUACCAUUCGUCCAGAUUCUGCCGGACAUGUCCGGCUUUUUUGAGUUAAAAAUAGCGUCCGGCGGGAAUUUGUAAAUGUCCGGAUUUCCCUCCCACACAGAGUGUGCGUGGCUG
Trachemys scripta elegans is the source of this 1895-nucleotide messenger RNA. It is a transcript of the gene MKS1, whose product is annotated as MKS transition zone complex subunit 1. Gene Ontology annotation, cellular component: MKS complex. The transcript is spliced from 17 exons. NCBI's taxonomy places the organism in Eukaryota, Metazoa, Chordata, Testudines, Emydidae. The record is from RefSeq and is a predicted model, not a curated record. Gene Ontology annotation, biological process: cilium assembly. Bases 78 to 1715 code for a protein of 545 amino acids.